AUGAUCCAAACUGGCAACAUAUUCUACAGACCGAGAGAGAAGCAAGCUCAAGCAGACCAAAAGAGGGCCAAGUUUUUCCAGCCUGAAGGUGACCACUUGACAUUGCUAGCUGUAUAUGAAGCUUGGAAGGCUAAGAACUUCUCAGGUCCAUGGUGUUUCGAGAACUUUAUACAGUCACGAUCUCUACGGCGUGCUCAAGACGUGAGGAAACAACUUCUCAGCAUUAUGGACAAAUGUGGUAUGUGCUGGGAAGAAUUUCUCGCAGAUAAGGAAAGCAAUCACAGCAGGAUUCUUCUUCCACGGAGCAAGGAAAGAUCCACAGGAAGGUUACAGGUUACAAGAGCAGUGCAUCCGAGCAUGCUCUUUCAACGGCAGCCAGAUUGGAUCAUCUUCCAUGAGCUUGUGAUGACGACCAAGGUUUACAUGAUGGGAAGUGACUGUGCUUGA
Messenger RNA from Microthlaspi erraticum, 447 nucleotides. The record is from the annotation of a GenBank genome assembly. Lineage: Eukaryota; Viridiplantae; Streptophyta; Magnoliopsida; Brassicales; Brassicaceae.